Molecule: messenger RNA, 2300 nt
Organism: Harmonia axyridis
Lineage: Eukaryota; Metazoa; Arthropoda; Insecta; Coleoptera; Coccinellidae
Product: protein white-like
Exons: 13
Coding region: 183-2204 (673 amino acids)
Cellular component (GO): plasma membrane
Molecular function (GO): ABC-type transporter activity; ATP binding; ATP hydrolysis activity
Source: RefSeq, a predicted model, not a curated record
CACACAUAUGAAGCAUAUGGGCUCUCAUCAAUGGUAUUUCUCAGUUUAUACUCUAGAUUAAUCAGGAUGGGAAUCAUAUAAGUAUUUAGCUAUGAAAAAUUAAAGAAAUAUUUCCUCUACAUUGCUUUAGUUUGAUUGAAAUUAAGAAAAAUCUAUUAAAUUCUUCAAACAAAUGAACAAUAAUGGCAUCAACUGUAGCUGAAACUAGAUUAAUAAUCGAUAAUAAUGAAAGCAGAAAAUCAGGAUCAGGCAGUAGUGGAGAAUAUGCUUACGAAAUUUCGGAUUAUGCUUUAUCUGCAUGGAAAUCAAAUAGAGAUCCAACAGGGGAAAUUCCACAAGAUAAGCAACUUACAAUUUCUUGGUGUAACAUAAAUGCUUUUGGCAACUCAAAUCAUGCUCAGCCAACAAAGGGAGCAUUGUCGAAAAAUAAAGGAACGGAAGCACCUCAACAGACACAUAUACUCAAAAAUGUCAGUGGAGUGGCACAUCCUGGAGAACUACUUGUAAUAAUGGGUUCCAGCGGUGCAGGCAAAACGACUUUGCUCAAUUGCCUGACAUUCAGAAAUUUGAAAGAUCUAGAGAUUACAGGACUAGUUUGCUUGAACAAUGUACCUGUGAAUCAAUCCCAGUUAGCUGCACAUUCAGCUUAUGUACAACAAGAUGAUCUCUUCAUCGGAUAUCUAACUGUGAAAGAACAACUACUGUUCCAGUCGAUGGUGAGAAUGGAUUCACAAUACACUGCUGAGGAAAGAACUCAGAGAGUUGAAGAAGUAAUGAUUGAGCUAGCUCUGAAGAAAUGUGAAAACUGCCAAAUCGGUGUACCAGGAAUAGUUAAAGGUAUAUCUGGAGGAGAAAGGAAAAGAUUGGCCUUGGCCGGAGAAUUCCUUACAAACCCAUCGAUUCUAUUUUGUGAUGAACCAACAACAGGUCUUGACUCUUUCAUGGCUCUUAAUGUUGUACAACUACUAAGAGAUAUUGCCAGAACUGGAAGGACUGUUAUUACAACACUUCAUCAGCCAUCUUCAGAAAUAUUCCAACAUUUCGACAAAUUAUGUUUGAUGGCAGAAGGAAGAACCGCUUUUUUGGGAACGACCAAAGAGGCAAAUAACUUUUUCACCAAGCUUACAGCUCCUUGUCCACCUAACUUCAAUCCUGCCGAUCAUUAUAUUCAGUUACUUGCAAUUAUCCCAGGCAGUGAAGAGUCUUGCAAAAGAUCUAUUAAGGCAGUUUGCGAUGCCUUCGAAUCUUCAAGCUUGGGUUCAGCAAUAAAGAGAAGAACUACAGAAAUCAUAAAAUCGGCCAAAAAUUCCAGUGAUCUUUGGGACCAUGAAAAGAUUAAAGUGAAACCUUACAGGGUCGGAUGGUUUUAUCAGUUCUGGGCUGUGUUAUGGAGAAGUUGGUUAUCUGUAAUCAAAAAUCCAGCAGCUACAAAAAGAAGGUUCAUUUUGGUCACUAUUGAAACUCUCAUAAUUACAGUGAUCUAUUUCGGACAGAAAUUGGACCAAGAUGGAGUAAUCAAUUUAGAUGGUGUAUUUUUUUAUCUGCUUGUCAGUAUAUCUUACCAGAAUGUAUUCGGAAUUAUUAAUACGUUUUGCGGAGAAAUUCCUUUGUUCAUAAAGGAGCACAAAGACGGCAUGUAUAGAGCCGAUGUUUACUAUUUGUCUAAGGUAAUUUGCGCUCUUCCUGUUUCAAUUAUGUUGGCUCUUUUGAGCGUUACAUUGUGCUAUUUUGCUGUUGGUCUCAAUCCUGAAUUCGGCCGAUACCUUAUUGCAGUUGGUAUCAGUAUUUUAGUGUGCCUGUGUGCACAAGGACUUGGUUUUAUAAUAUCAACUAUAUCUCCUUCAUUGGAGCUAGCACCUCCCAUUGUUAGCAUAGGUGUAUCGCCAUUACUGAUGCUUGGGGGAAUUUUUUUGAAUUUCAAAUCGAUACCAGAGUAUCUCAAAUGGAUUUCAGAGUUGUCUUGGUUUAAGUAUGGCUUUCAGGCAUACAUGAUAAAUCAAUGGUCUAAUGUCGCUCAUAUAGAGUGUCACAUGAAUUCAACUGCCCAAUCCAUAUGUAUUACAAAUGGCAUCGAAGUACUCCAUAAGCAAAACAUCAGUUUAGGGGAAUUCUGGCCCGCUAUUCUCUCACUUGUUUUAUUAUCCAUUUUAUUUCGCCUUGUAGGAUAUUUGAUACUUCUAUUGAAGGUAUCCAAAGAUGAAUAAUAUAUUAAAAAUUAUUUUAAAUUAAGUAUUCGUUUUAGCGUUAACUUACUCUAUGAUGUAAAUCAUAAACAAAUAAAAAAGUAUCUAUAUUUUGUA